AUGGAUACCACACAGGGCGAGCAUCUUAAGGCAAGGGAGACGGAACGAAGUAUAGAUGAUCAAUUCAACAAAAACCAACAUGUCAAUCUCUACACUGUUGCUGUGCUCUUCUUCGUCGCGCUUAGCUCUGCCGCUUAUGGGUAUGCAGGAUCCAUAAUUGCGACAACCCUCACACAACCAUCCUUUACCACGCAUAUGAAACUCGAGACAGCUUCAAAUGCCGAGGCCAUUACCGGUGCAAUGAAUGCUUUGUACUAUACAGGCGGUGUUUUCGGAAGCUUUUUUGCGGGUUGGAGCAGCAGGAAGUUUGGGCGCAAAUUUUCAACCGGGUUUGGAAAUUCGUUGCUCGUGAUUUCAGGAGCAUUGAUGACAGCAGCUGUUAAUCCCAGUAUGUUCAUUGCUUUUCGCUUUUUAAGUGGAUUUGGGUCAAUGGUUAUUAUUGCAACGGUUCCUGUCUGGAUUGCCGAGCUAUCCCCACCACGUAUUCGCGGCCUACUGGGCGAUAUACAUGCCGUUAUGAUGAUGGUAGGUUAUACGCUGGCCUGCUACGUGGGUCUUGGCUUUUACUUUGUUGAGGGCCGCAACCAAUGGCGCGGACCUAUCGCACUUCAAAUGGCACUUCCAGUGAUCAUCUUAGCUGGUCUUUAUUGGAUGCCUGAGUCGCCUCGAUUCUUGUUGUCUAAAGACCGUAGCGAGGAAGCCCGACAAAUUUUACUGCGUAUGCACUCUGGUUCCAAUGAUCCUGAUCACGAGUUUGCUCGACGAGAGUUUUUCCAGAUCAAAAAGCAAAUUCGACUCGACGCUCAAUUCGAAACAUCUUACUGGAGCAUUAUCAAAAAGUCUUCGAUGCGAAAGAGGUUGGCAAUGACCGUUUUUCUGGAGUUUGCCCUCAUGAGCUCGGGCGUUUUGGUUAUUCUUAAUUACGGGUCUAUAAUUUGGAAGUCGCUCGGCUUUGACACUGUUCAAAUCCUCAACUUCCAGUGCGGCUUCCAGUUGACUGGCUUUGUUUUCAAUGUUGUUGCAAUGGCUUUUGUUGAACGUGUUCGUCGCCACUGGCUUAUUGCGUCUGGCCUUUUCGGCUGUGGUACCCUGGUCGGCAUUCUAGCCGCUUUGCAACGUUUCUAUCUAGGAGGUACCGAUAACACUGGACUAGGGGCAUGCGUCGCUAUUAUCUUCCUUUUCCAAGCUACAUUCUCGCUCACUGUAGAUGGUGCGACAUAUUUCUAUAUCGCUGAGAUCUGGCCAUCACACGUUCGGUCCCAGGGACUCGCCAUUGCUAUGGCCACUUUAUCUGCUACCAACCUAAUGUGGCUACAAGCCACACCAUCUGCUAUGAGUAAGAUAUCUUGGCGUUGGUAUCUCAUAUUUUGCUGUAUUCCGGUUUCUGCGGCGGUGGUGGUUAUUUUGUGGUUCAAGGAUACCCGCAACAAGCCACUGGAGGAAAUCGCAGCGAUUUUCGGUGAUGAGGAUAUGGUUGCUGUAUACCAGCGAGAGCUGAACAUUGGAGCUUUGAGAGAAAGGAAUGAUGAUGACAGUGGUAAGACACGUCUGACUGAGGCAAUGGUUGAGACCGUUGAAGAAGUCUGA
Molecule: messenger RNA, 1587 nt
Organism: Penicillium cosmopolitanum
Lineage: Eukaryota; Fungi; Ascomycota; Eurotiomycetes; Eurotiales; Aspergillaceae
Exons: 3
Coding region: 1-1587 (528 amino acids)
Biological process (GO): carbohydrate transport; transmembrane transport
Cellular component (GO): membrane
Molecular function (GO): carbohydrate:proton symporter activity
Source: RefSeq, a predicted model, not a curated record